GGGGUCGCGAAGUGAGUUGGGAGCGACCAUUUGGGCUGUGCAUGCGGGGCAGGGCUGCCGUCCUUCGCUCGGCCCUUCCGGUGCCCCGCGGGGUGCGCAGCUCCCGCGCGCCCUUUCUUCCUCUCCCCCGCUUUGCAGACUUCUCCAUGGAGACCGCCGCCCCCGCUCCCCCCGGCCCCGCGGCGGCGGCGGCGGCGGCCCCCUUCCCCCCGCUCUUCCCCCCGGGGCUGCACGGCAUCUAUGGCGAGUGCCGGCGCCUGUACCCGGAGCAGCCCAACCCGCUGCAGGUCACCGCCAUCAUCAAGUACUGGUUAGGUGGACCUGAUCCUCUGGACUACGUCAGUAUGUACAGGAAUUUGGGGAGUCCAUCCCAGAAUGUUCCUGAGCACUGGCACUAUGUAAGCUUUGGAUUGAGUGACUUGUAUGGUGAUAACAGAGUACAUGAGUUUACUGGAUCAGACGGACCAAGUGGUUUUGGAUUUGAACUGACAUUUCGACUUAAGCGUGAAACCGGGGAAUCUGCACCACCGACAUGGCCUGCAGAGUUGAUGCAAGGCUUAGCCAGAUACGUCUUCCAAUCAGAAAAUACAUUUUGUAGUGGUGAUCAUGUAUCAUGGCAUAGUCCGUUGGACAACAGUGAGUCAAGGAUCCAACAUAUGCUGCUGACUGAAGAUCCACAAAUGCAGCCAGUUCAGACACCAUUUGGGGUGGUGACUUUUCUUCAGAUUGUUGGCGUCUGUACAGAGGAGCUUCAUGCAGCACAGCAGUGGAAUGGACAGGGUAUAUUGGAACUGCUUCGGACUGUUCCUGUAGCAGGAGGCCCAUGGUUGAUAACAGACAUGCGACGUGGAGAGACCAUAUUUGAAAUAGAUCCACACCUGCAACAGGACAGAGUUGAUAAAGGGAUUGAGACAGACGGUUCGAACCUGAGUGGUGUCAGUGCUAAAUGUGCCUGGGAUGAUCUUAGCCGGCCGCCAGAGGAUGACGAAGACAGUAGAAGUAUCUGCAUUGGCACACAUCCCCGACGAUUGUCUGGGAAAGAUACAGAGCAAAUCCGGGAGACUCUGCGAAGGGGACUUGAGAUUAACAGCAAGCCUGUUCUGCCCCCAAUUAACCAUCAGAGACAGAAUGGACUGAAUAAUGACAGAGCUCCGAGUCGGAAGGACAGCCUAGAAAGUGAAAGCUCAGCAACAAUUAUUCCUCAUGAGUUGAUUCGCACAAGACAGCUUGAGAGUGUGCACCUGAAAUUCAACCAGGAAUCAGGAGCAUUGAUUCCACUUUGUUUAAGGGGCAGACUAUUACAUGGACGGCACUUUACAUACAAAAGUAUUACGGGAGAUACAGCAAUCACUUUUGUGUCAACAGGAGUUGAAGGGGCCUUUGCUACAGAGGAGCAUCCAUAUGCAGCACAUGGGCCUUGGUUACAAAUCCUGCUGACUGAAGAGUUUGUGGAAAGAAUGCUGGAAGACCUAGAAGAUCUGAAUUCUUCAGAGGAAUUCAAACUUCCAAAGGAGUAUAGUUGGCCUGAAAAGAAACUGAAAGUCUCCAUCUUGCCUGAUGCUGUAUUUGACAACCCACUGCAUUAAAGCCAGCUGCCACCCACAAGCAACAAGUUGCUGUAUGCUGCCCAGUGACUCAUGGGAUAAUUUAGUGCAGUAAAAGCUCUUCCUGCAAAUAAGAGAUGCUGCUGCAUAUCCACUGCAAACAACGGAGGAGUUACUCAACAGCAGUCCAGCCAGAACUCAAUUCUUCCAGUACCUGGCUUUCUCUUCUGUCAUGGAAGAACUCUGAAUAACCUGCAUAUGAAUGAGUGCGAGAGUGAGACAUGGAGAGAGAAGUAUUUAACUAUUAAUAGUAGUCGUAAGAAUUCCUUUCCCAACUUUAACUGGCUCCAGAAGUCCCUGCAACCCCCGGCUCAGGGUUUAUGUGCCUCAUCUGCCUUGGCUUAAUCACACAAUUUUCAGGCGUAAACACACAUUAGAAGUAUUUUUUUUAACUCUCAAAUUCUUUAAUUAGUCAGGCUUCUCAUGGCCAGAAUUAUUCCUUCAGUGUGAUUUUUUUUU
This is a messenger RNA of Lacerta agilis (Sand lizard), 2063 nucleotides long. RefSeq names its product SUFU negative regulator of hedgehog signaling (gene SUFU). Gene Ontology annotation, molecular function: transcription factor binding. The transcript has 12 exons. The coding region runs from base 42 to 1586 and encodes 514 amino acids. Gene Ontology annotation, cellular component: cytoplasm; nucleus. NCBI's taxonomy places the organism in Eukaryota, Metazoa, Chordata, Lepidosauria, Squamata, Lacertidae. The record is from RefSeq and is a predicted model, not a curated record.